Messenger RNA from Chlorocebus sabaeus (green monkey), 6050 nucleotides. The record is from RefSeq and is a predicted model, not a curated record. Lineage: Eukaryota; Metazoa; Chordata; Mammalia; Primates; Cercopithecidae.
AGAUAUUUAAAAUUCUGAAUCUGUGUGCAGGAAAAAUAAAAAACCAGCCUCGUUUUGUAGAAUCUGCAUAUGAUAUCAUAAAACUGUGUGGCUUGCCAUUUUUGAAAAAGAAAGUAUCGGAUGAAAUAACUUAUGCUGAAGAUACUGCUAAUUCAAUUGCGCUUCUGGGUAAGUUGAGAUUUCCUUAAGGUAUACGGAUGUAAUGUAUGACAGGUCCUACUGACAAGGAAGUAUCUAUUUUCCCCAAGUUUCACUAAGAGGACUCCUUCUCCAUGUCUAGGAUCUUCUGUUGUUUCCUGGUAGUGAAUUAAUCACAGUGUGCAUGGUGAUAAUUCUGGUAUUGUAUUCUGCUCAGGUUGUUUCAUGAUACCAAUAAAAGUCCGUCUUCUAAGUACAAGGACAGGCUGGUUAUGUAGUUUGAUGAUUUGUUGUUUAGUUUGAUGAAGUGUUUGUUCACUAUUUUUGUAAAUCAGAAAGUAUACAUCCCCCUUUUUAAGUAAUCACGAAAACAUUUCAACUUUGAACUCUAAUAUUUAAUUGCUACAAUCAUAGAAUUAUUCAUUAAAUGAUCUAAAAUUUUAAAUCAAAUCAUAAAAUGAUAGCAUAUUAAGAACUUCAACAUAAUGCACAUAAAGAUGCAGAUGCCUGUAUUUUGUACACAAAAAUAUGAAAAAUAUCAUAAAAGGGUAGGUAUUUACAUACGGGUUAUCACUUGAUUUUCUAAAGAAAGAAAACAAUUUCCUGGGAAAUUAGAUCAGGGAAACACUGGCUCUUUGAGUCAGCUCCUGGGACAUGACAGCAUGUUCCCAAAACAAAUUGUACAUUAAAUCGAUACUUACUAGUUUAGGUCUUUAUUUGUACAGGAGGAAUAAAAGAUACACAAUUGAUCCAAUAUAUCAUUAAAAAUAUUUGCUGAAUAGUGAUGUUGCCAGCAUUACACUCCAUGUAGAAAGAUGUUAGAGAUUCAACUGGAAUGAAGAAAAAAAAGGAUUUUUCUUUUUAACAUAGAACUAACCCUUUUAUAUCUCAGUAGGUUUUAUAGUUUUUAAUUUUAGUUACUUUGGGAAAACUACCUAGGAUUCACCUACUCUACAGCCUAGAGUAGAAAAACACCUUAGGAAGCAGGCAGGUUCAGAAAUAUGGGAAUUUUUAAUUAUGUGAAUCUCUAUCAUCAGUGGAAAUUUACAACAAGAAGCCAACCCAAAAGAGGACAUGGUAGCAUUAACAGAGAAAAAGUGUAGUUUUUGUUGGUAACAUUUUUAAAAAUACCCCCGUUGCCAUUAUUUUUAAAUAUUGCUUCCAAAAGUGUUGACAGUCACUUGUAUUAUAAAUACAGGCCAGUUUUUUACUGAGUGUCAGCUUGUUCUUUGCUCAAUGACUGGUACCUGCCUAUACAACAUGCUACUAUCUUAUAUGACAACAGUAUGAACUCUUAACUUUAAAUGAGUUUCCUUUGCUGAUUACUGACUGCAAGUACUGCUCUUCUGUCUCUCGGUUUUUUUAAAUGGCUGGAAACAUUAGUUUAAACUAAAAUAAUUGUAUAUAAGAUGAAAUGUUGAACAAAAACUCUUCAUGAUUUUAGUAAGAACUUCCAGUUUCUACUCUGUGCUAAUAAGUUAUAUUACAUUUUCUUCCAAAUGACACAUAGAUAUUUCUGACUCAGAAGCAAGAUUCUGGAAAUGGAUGAGGGAAGAAGUUGGUUCUCUGCCCUGAGAUUAUGAAACAGGAAGCUAUGAUAAAUUAUCUAAAUUUACAGGAACUAAAACAGUGGAAAAGCAGAUGAAAGACCCUAGAAUUUCCCAUAAGCCUGCAUAUUUGGAUAGUCUUGUUGGAAAAGCUUAGUUGUUCCUAUUGUGUAAAAUUUUUAAAACCUAAGUAGUGAUUUUGCAACUCCAAAAGAACAGUCCAAAAAAUAAAUAAAAUUUAGAGUUAGAAUAAUCUUAAAACUGUCUUUUUUAAGUGAUGUCUUUUGCAGAGAUUCUCCUGAAGCUAGGGUCAGGCUUUCCUUUGUGCUUUAUCCUUCUGUCCGCUUGCCACCCCACUUGCUAACCACCUCCAGAGAUUAGCAUCUUGCAAGGGCUAAUGCAAAAGAGGAAUUGCUAAUUAUUCUUUUACCCUCAGAGAGUCCAACCAGUUCUAGUUUAGUUCUAAGGUUGAUAUCACUGACUACAGCUGUCCUCGGGCAUUCAGAGAACCUGGAUCAUUUCCAGAGUCUCACAGAUCAUUUUCAGAUACUCUUGGGGAUCAUGUUUAUAGGACUUCAACAGAGUAGAUACAAAUCCAGUUUGAAAUACAGGCUGAAGCCAAUUUAAUUGUAGUUUAGAUACGACCGAAAAGGAACCUUUCUAUUCACCAACCCCACGCAGACAGCUUGAACAUAAAACUAUUACCCUUGCCUGUGGGGCAGCUGCCUAAAAACUCACUCUCUUCCAGUCUGCCAACAAAUUGAAGAGCAAAGUUCACCUGGAACUUCUCUAAGCAAAGAAUGCAUUAGUAAAGACAAAAAAUUACUGACCCUCUAGUUAGGGAGAAAAAUGCUAACCCAUAUCUUGUCAAAGUAAUAAUAGUAUCUAACACAUGUAGAACUUACAAUAUGCUAGAUGCUUUUCUCAGCCCUUUUCUCAUAUUAGCUAAUUUAAUCCUCACAGCAAUCUUAAAUGUGGUAACUAUUGUUAUACCUGUUUAAUAGAUGAGAAAGGUAAGACACAAGUUUAUAUGGGUAGUAAAUGGCAGAUCCAGGAUUUAAUCUUAGACAACUUGGUUCUAGCAUUUGUGUUAAUAAUCAUCAUUCUUUUCUCCCUAGAAAGGAGAGGCUGAAUUCAUUGAGGGGCCAAAUGUAUAAGGAUGGAUUCAGGGUGACUUAAUGAAAAUACCAAGUUCUGAAUUGAGGAUACAAAUUUGUAAGUGUAUUGUUGAUUUUUAUCAUGCAGAACCACCAAAGAAGCAUAUUCCAGGUUACCAGCAAGCGAGUUCAUCAUACAAGAUUCAAAUGGCUGAAGUUGGAGGAUUAGCAAAAACAAUGGUCCAGUCAAUCACCUUGCUUGAAAAUCAACUUGUUGAGAAACUUUGGGUACUUAAAGUUCUGCAGCAUCUUUCGACUUCUGAAGUUAAUUGUACUAUAAUGAUGAAAGCACAAGCAGCCAGUGGAAUCUGUACUCACCUCAAUGACCCAGAUCCCUCUGGACAGCUUUUAUUUCGUUCAUCAGAAAUACUUUGGAACUUGUUGGAAAAAUCUUCAAAAGAAGAAGUCAUACAACAGCUUAGUAACUUGGAAUGUUUGCUGGCUUUGAAGGAAGUAUUUACAAAUCUGUUUAUGAGAGGUUUCAGUCAUUAUGACCGUCAGCUUAGAAAUGACAUAUUAGUGAUCACUACAAUUAUAGCUCAAAAUCCUGAAGCACCAAUGAUUGAAUGUGGCUUUGCCAAGGAUUUGAUACUGUUUGCCACCUUUAAUGAAGUUAAAAGUCAAAAUCUUUUGGUAAAAGGACUUAAGCUUUCUAAUUCCUAUGAAGAUUUUGAGUUGAAGAAAUUACUAUUCAAUGUAAUUGUGAUCUUAUGUAAAGAUUUACCUACUGUACAGCUAUUAAUUGAUGGCAAAGUUAUUUUGGCUUUGUUUACCUAUGUUAAGAAGCCUGAGAAACAAAAAAUAAUGGACUGGUCUGCAGCACAGCAUGAAGAAUUACAACUGCAUGCAAUUGCCACUUUGUCGUCAGUGGCUCCUUUAUUAAUAGAAGAAUACAUGUCAUGCCAGGGAAAUGCUCGAGUCCUUGCAUUUCUAGAAUGGUGUGAGAGUGAAGAUCCGUUUUUCAGUCAUGGUAACAGUUUUCAUGGUACAGGUGGCCGAGGCAACAAGUUUGCCCAGAUGCGUUACAGUUUAAGACUCCUGAGAGCCAUGGUCUACCUCGAAGAUGAGACUGUAAACACAGAUCUUUGUGAAAAGGGAACAAUUCAGCAAAUGAUAGGAAUCUUUAAAAAUAUAAUAAGCAAGCCUAAUGAAAAGGAAGAAGCCAUUGUUUUGGAAAUCCAGUCAGAUAUUUUACUUAUCCUAUCUGGUCUUUGUGAGAAUCACAUUCAAAGGAAGGAAAUUUUCGGAACCGAAGGAGUAGAUAUAGUUCUUCAUGUGAUGAAAACAGACCCCAGGAAGUUACAGAGUGGCUUAGGGUAUAAUGUACUUCUUUUUAGUACAUUGGACAGCAUUUGGUGCUGUAUUUUGGGAUGUUAUCCUUCAGAGGAUUAUUUUCUUGAAAAGGAAGGCAUUUUUCUCCUUUUGGAUGUGUUGGCAUUGAACCAAAAAAAAUUCUGUAAUCUAAUACUUGGAAUAAUGGUUGAAUUUUGUGAUAAUCCCAAAACUGCAGCUCAUGUCAAUGCUUGGCAAGGGAAGAAGGAUCAAACAGCUGCUAGUCUUUUAAUUAAAUUGUGGAGAAGGGAGGAAAAAGAACUAGGAGUAAAACGUGAUAAAAAUGGGAAGAUCAUUGAUACAAAAAAACCUCUAUUUACUAGCUUUCAAGAAGAGCACGAAAUCAUCCCACUGCCUGCUAACUGCCCAUCUAUUGCAGUUAUGGAUGUUUCUGAGAAUAUUAGAGCAAAAAUUUAUGCUAUAUUGGGCAAACUAGAUUUUGAAAACUUACCUGGCCUCUCCGCUGAAGAUUUUGUCACCCUCUGUAUCAUACAUAGAUAUCUUGAUUUUAAAAUGGGAGAAAUAUGGAAUGAAAUAUAUGAAGAAAUAAAAUUAGAAAAAUUAAGACCAGUCACUAUAGAUAAAAAAGCUUUGGAAGCUAUUACAACAGCAUCAGAAAAUGUUGGAAAGAUGGUUGCUUCUCUGCAAAGUGAGAUAAUUGAAAGCCAAGCACGCCAAGAUGUGCAAAAUGAACAAAAAGUAUAUGCAAAAAUACAGGCCACACACAAGCAAAGAGAGCUGGCUAAUAAAUCAUGGGAAAAUUUCUUGGCUAGAACAUCAAAUGCGAAAACGUUAAAGAAAGCAAAAAGGCUUCAAGAAAAAGCUAUAGAAGCCUCCAGAUACCAUAAACGACCACAAAAUGCAGUAUUUCACCAAACAGAUAUUAAAGGCCUUAACACAACGGUGCCCUCCGGUGGGGUAGUAACAGUGGAAAGCACUCCUGCACGAUUAGUAGGAGGACCUCUGGCUGAUACGGCUAUUGCUCUUAAAAAACUGCCCAUUCGAGGAGGAGCCUUGCAGAAGGUGAAAGCAGUUGAAAUUGUGGAUGCACCAAAAAAGAGUAUUCCUACAUAAUAUAUUCUAGAGACUUUUUGAAAUAAAAUCAGCUCGUAAUUUUUUAGUUGAAUAUAUCUUUAUACAUAUGUAAAGCCAAUAUUUUAGAAUAAGUAUUUUAGUAUAAAUAUUUUAGUAAAAUACUAUAAAAAUAAAAGGACAUAUAAUUUAUUUUUAUGGAAAACAUCAACAUGUAAUAUCAGAAGAGUUGUCAUCAGUUGCUUUGGAAAGGCUACCAAUAUUAUUAAGUGAAAUUGUAAAACAUCAGUUAGGACUCUGUUGGUUGCAUGUGAACUAUUCUAACUAGUUUAAGCCAGAAAAAAAAUUUCUUACAGGCUCUGUAUCUAUCAAACCUAGGAGGAAUUUAAACUACAGGCAUUGCUGAAUCUAAGGACUAAAACUAUAUGAGUAGGAUCUUCUCCUUCCCUGGCAGCUCCUGGCUUAUAUUCUCUUAGGUUCAUGCCUGUGUCUCCGUGGUUUCUGCAAAUGCCUAUGCAUCUCAGGACCCCGAUUGCCCACAUGCCUACUUCUGAGUCAUUCACCAUGACUUUGGCCAUGGCUGAGUACUGCCUAUUCCUGGAGCCAGAAGCAGGGCAACUCCAUCCAAAACAUAUGGAUAGAGUGGGGAAUCAGGGUACUAUUACCAAAAGCACGUAUAUAUGAAUAUUGGGCAGCAAGAUAAACAAUAACUCUGCAACAAAUAUGUUGGUCAAAAUAAAAUUAUGUUUUCUCUGCUAUAAAAGCAAAUGUUAGUCAUGAGCUAAAUGGUAAAAAAGAAAAAUAUAGCUGGUUUUACUCUUAAUGUAUAAAUAUGCCAAGCAAA